Molecule: messenger RNA, 1858 nt
Organism: Lineus longissimus
Lineage: Eukaryota; Metazoa; Nemertea; Pilidiophora; Heteronemertea; Lineidae
Exons: 2
Coding region: 1-1407 (468 amino acids)
Source: RefSeq, a predicted model, not a curated record
AUGGCUGAUGAAGCUCAAUUUGUUCCGACCAAAAGAGGAGGGGAAAGUCUAAUCUACAGAGAAUUCAAGUUUCGAUUGAACAGAAAAGGAAGGGAUGGCAAAAGACACUGGAAAUGUAUCGUAGAGACGUGCAGGGCUAAUGCAGUUACUGAUAGAGCAAAUAGCGUCAUUAAAGUAGGAGAACACAACCACCUAUCGAACCCAGCCAAACUAACAGCAGAAAAGAUCGUGCGUGGGAUUAAACGACGGGCAUUCGAAGAAGUUGUUCCCAUACCCCGUAUCUAUCAAGAAGAAGUCGCAAACUCUGCAGAACAAGGAAUUCUAUCGGACGAUGUCUCGGUGUAUCUUCCCAACUUUAUCGGAUGUCAUACAGCGGCUUAUUCGCAUAGAAGGAAGCAAAUGCCAUUACUACCUGCCUUACGGGAAGAUAUCAUAUUGGAGGGACAGUGGCGGCAAACGGCCGAUGGUGGAGAUUUUUUAAUUGCGAACGAUGGGGAUAUUGAUAAGCUCAUCAUAUUUGGGAGUGUGGAAAGCUUGAUGAAAGUCGCCAUAGCAGACACUGUGUUCAUGGAUGGAACAUUUUAUAUAGCACCAAACAUUUUCACCCAACUGUACACAGUACAUGCGAAAAUAUACGGACAGAUCUUCCCGCUCUUAUAUGGAUUAUUACCGGACAAACGCCAAGCCACAUAUGAACGCUUUAUCCGUCUCAUCAGCGACAAAAUUCGUGAAGUGAACGAAAACGUGGCCUUCAACCCGAAUACAAUAGUCGUGGAUUACGAAAUGAGCGCUCUUCAAGCAUGUCGUGGGGAAUUGCCGGGGGCACAACUAAAAGGAUGCAGAUUUCACUUCGGUCAGGCAAUACAUCGAAGCGUGCAGAGACUAGGAUUAGCAGCACAGUACCGUGAUGCAGACAACAUGGAUCCCAUCCGUAAAUGGAUCAGACGAACGCUCGCCCUGCCUUUAGUACCCCUUGACCGCCUUGACGAAGUGUGGAUGACGACGAUGAACGAAGCACCCGCCAUCCUACAGGCUGCUGCUUUCAAUGACUACGUUACGGCGAAUUGGAUAGACGACAUGGAUGCAAGAUUCGACCGAACUCUAUGGAAUCAUUAUGACAGGCUUGAUCAACCACGAACAAUCAAUGCUGUGGAGGGGUGGCACCACAAGAUUAAUACGUACACCGGCCAUGCUCACCCAAACCUCUACGAACUAGUUCGCUUCCUCAAACGAGAAGAAAUGUUUCAAAGGUCAGAGAUUCAGAGACUCGAAGCCGGCGGCCGACCAAAACCGAGGAGAGCCACAUAUGUACGCGUUGACGAACGCAUGUUACGCCUCAAAGAACAAUACGUCAAUGGAGAGAGGGACAUAAUGAGUUACGUUGAUGCCAUCAGUUACCUUGUCUGACAUAAUAUCAUGAUAUGUAUUUUCCACCUUGUUUGACUUUAUAUGUGCUGUACCUACAUGUAUGUUAUGACAUGGGUUUUACAGCUGAUUUUGAUAAUUUGAUAAUUAUGAGAAUGUACAAUAUUAUGUAUUUUUAUCAAAAACUCAUGAAUUCAGUUUUCAUAAACAAAUAAACAAAAUAAACGACUGCUUUACUCUACUUAAUCUAUUAGUUUUUACUGUGUGUCAGUAUGGUCCUAUGGUCCUAUGGUCAAAUAAGUCCCGGACUGUCCCCGCUUUCAAGGUGACUCUUUCAAAACGGUCAUGGCAUGGUUUGUUAACAAAGUUGAUGGCAUUUGAUUAGUCAAAUUGUCAUCACAUCGUUAACAUCAUCCAAUUGUCCCCUCACAUUUUCCCCAUAAAAUGGACAUGCAUCCCUAAGGUUCCCCGUGGGAGAGUCGAUUUAUUGUAG